Molecule: messenger RNA, 877 nt
Organism: Teleopsis dalmanni
Lineage: Eukaryota; Metazoa; Arthropoda; Insecta; Diptera; Diopsidae
Exons: 3
Coding region: 109-474 (121 amino acids)
Source: RefSeq, a predicted model, not a curated record
CACAUUUUGGUCCCGUAAAAUUUAAUCAAAAUUAUGACGUUGCAAAAAUUUUGGUAAAACUAUAAAUAAAUUGAACUGAAAUUCAUUGGUUAAAUCCAUAUUGUAAAAAUGUCAAAGGAAAUUUCAAAAAUGCGAUUGCCGAAAAAAAGCUUCUCAGAUGGCUUCAUAUUGGUAAAUUCCAAGAAAACUGGAAUGGCGAAUAUUUAUGCAACCAUUAAUACCUCUGAAACACCAAAGAAGGACAAUGAUGCUAGCUUAUCAGUUCAAUUGCAUCAGAAUAUCUGUGGUGAUGGUUUAAAUACAUAUUCGUAUAUUCAUGAAUGUGAUGAGGAAGGUGAUAUCAUAGACAAACUAAUAAUAUCAAAAUUGAUGAUUUUUCAAAAUCGAAUAAAAAACUUAAUAAAGCUUUCGAAAAAAAUAGAGAAAGGAAUAUGGAGGAUAGAAGCGAUGCAACGCAAUGAAUCCAGUACGUAAACAAUAUGUCCUGAAAAGAAGAGGAAAACAGAUUUAGUGUAGGAAGUGGGCGUGUUAAACUUUUCAAUUAAAAUUUUGGAGGAAAUAUAGUUACAGGAGGUUUAUUGUUUGUAAGAGCAGAUGAAGGAAACCCAUUUACAAGAUUGUCAGUUGAUUAUAAUUCGAACUCCUAAGUAGAAAAUACAACUACACUUUGAUGCCAUUGAGUGCUUGUAUUGAUGGCAUGAUUUGUAAAAUGAUCGCGUUAUUCCGUGCUACACAGAGGGACGUUUAACUUACAACUUACCACAUUCUAGUUUAUUUGUUUAUUUUACUAAAUUUUUGAUAAUGGUGAUGAGGAUGUCUUUCUUCAUCUUUCGAGUGACAUACAUUUAUGAAAUGGAUUUUUUUAUAUUCAUUACUA